UGAUUCUAUUGCAAAGAUUGAGGAACUAAAGAAGGAGGCUCCACCCAUCACACGCGACCACAUUUUUGGCAGAGCGCUGAAAUUCAAGCGCGUCUUGAGGUCCUGGCGACCGACAUGCAAGGUCUUACCGUUCAUAGAAGAGGAGAGUUUCAAACUCUGACAACAUACGAUGGAGUUCCAGAGAAGCUUAAAAAGCAGGCAGAUGUUCUCUCAAAUGGAGUCAAAGGGCUCACCACUCAGGAUCAAAAUUACAGCGAGAAGAUCAAGGAACUCGAAACACAUAUUGAAAAGCUAAAUCAAAACAUGAGAGAAACUACUGAAGAACAUGCAAGGCUUGCGGUUGAACUGGAAAAGGUUCGGCAACUGACUGAACAGAAGGAGCAAUCAGUUGCGGAGAUGAAGAAGGAGCUUGAGCUUCAUAGUCUAGAUGCCGAUCAAUAUCUUGCGGAUCGAGUGACUUUGGAUAUGCAAUUGAAAGCCCUGCAAACCGAUCACAAAGUGGAGCAGGAGAGGCUCGUCACUCGCACCACCGACAAGGAUAAGAUAACAAAGAAGGUCAAACACACAGAAAAUGUGCUCAAGCAAAUACAGGAUACCCUUCCAGCCUUUGGAGCCAUCAAGAGCAACAUAAAUAUGCAGCUUAUGCAAGUUGAAAACGAAAGAAAGAAAGUGCAUACCGCAGUGUUAGAGAUUAAGAAAGACACUGAUGGUAGAAUGCGUAUGUACACCGAGUUGAAAGGAGUUGGCAAGGAAAUGGUUGCGCAACUACGCGAGGGUCAUCAAAAGGCAACGGAGCUCGAAAGGGAGGUUUAUAGAUCCAUCAGUCUUGACUACGAACGGCAACAGCAAGCGGGAGAGCUUGCGAGCAUGCGAGAAAAUAUUUGUCGUACACUUUCUUUGAAGGUUCAGCAACUAAAAGAAGCCAGAGAAAGAAUUCGGGUCUCAGACAUUACUAUCGGAUUUCUACAAAAGAAGGAAAAAGAUAUCUGUGACACCUAUGCCAAGUUCUUCAAUGUGUAUAAUCUUCUUAGAAGCCAACGGAAUAAGUCUGUCAAACUGAUGCAGUUAAGCAAUCUCACAAUUCUCGAGCUUAAGGACAAGAUGGGGAUGCUGGAGGUCGAAGUAAACAUGCUGCAGAACGAGGUUUUGUACAAAGAUAAGGUCUUGACGAAGAUGAGGAAAGAGUUUGCCAUCAUUGUUCAACACCGUUUUCUUCUUCGGUCAGAGAUUACGCAGUGCCACAUUGCACUGCAAAAGAAGAAGGAAAUGGCGGAUGAGCACAUGAUAGAAAUUGACAAGCUAAAUGGUCUCCUUCGGAACGCCGAAAAGGACAUGGAAUCGUUUAGAAAACAGUAUGAACAUGCGGUUUUAAGCCGAAACCACACUGGUAUAUCUCUCAUAGAUCGCAACGAUGAGCUUUGUAUCCUUUAUGAGAAGUCUCACGCCCAGGAUGAGCUUCUAAAACAUUCAGAGAUUGAACUUUUGAAACGAGAAAACGAAAUUGCCUUACUCAAGCCGGAGCUCAUCAACCUUGAAAGAUAUAUUCUUCUCUGCUACAAGUCUCUUCCAAAUGCCGUGGAAAUACGCAAGGAGAUCAAGAACGUCAAAAUUCAAUUGAGAUUAACCGUGCAAGAAGGCGAGAGGCUGUCUAAGCUGGUAGAAAAUCCGGAGAACAAAGCUCACUGGAGGCUGCUAGAAGGCACCGACCCGACGGCAAACGAGCUCAUGGCGAAGCUCACAGCAUUGGAGUUCUUCCUCCACCGGAAAGGCGACCAAUCCUUGGAGAAAAACCUUGUCUUGGAGGAGGUGACGGCUCUGGCCGAGGACCUGAAAAAACAGGCAGCUGAUGGCUAUGCCGACGCCGUGGAAACUGUCUCAAAGAUGAGCCGGUUCCAGCGACAGCUUCGACAUGUCACCACGCAAAUGAUGGCCACCGUUUCGGAGCUAUCGCUAACACAAGCGACAGCCAUGAGUUUGAAGCAAGAGAAGGAGUGUCUGGAGGCCGUCCUUUUGGAAGCCUCGGCUCGUCUAGCUAAUGGAGAGCCUCCAACCGCGGAUUGCGAGAGAGAAUGGCACCAUAUGCAGAGGCGCUCGUUCUCGGCGUGUGGAUUCAGCCGGGACGACUCGGAAUUUGGAGAACGAAGAUCCACUGCCGAGCCAAGGCCAAACGCUUACAUUCCAGUGGAUAACUAUGGCCUCCCAAAACCAUUCGGAGGAGCCCAUCCACCAUUCAAGCCCACCGAGCCUGGAGCUUCGUUCCGGCAUAUAAGAAAGCCAGAGCCAAGGCCAGUCGACCUCUAGAAAAAUUUGAAUGGAGAAUAUG
This is a messenger RNA of Selaginella moellendorffii, 2323 nucleotides long. RefSeq names its product coiled-coil domain-containing protein 146. Gene Ontology annotation, cellular component: cytoskeleton. The transcript has 17 exons. Lineage: Eukaryota; Viridiplantae; Streptophyta; Lycopodiopsida; Selaginellales; Selaginellaceae. The record is from RefSeq and is a predicted model, not a curated record. Bases 115 to 2301 code for a protein of 728 amino acids.